Protopolystoma xenopodis is the source of this 267-nucleotide messenger RNA. The record is from the annotation of a GenBank genome assembly. NCBI's taxonomy places the organism in Eukaryota, Metazoa, Platyhelminthes, Monogenea, Polystomatidea, Polystomatidae.
AUGUCUAUUGUUCGAAUCCCGUUGAAAAUGCAGAUGAGACGAAAACGUGAGGUCGAAGCUGCAACCAAGAUGGAGUUGAGAAUAGUCCUUUUCAGCUGCUUCGUGAAGGCACUUCCACUUGGCCAGUCAGCGUUCCGAACGCAAAUGGACCGAUUGCAGAACGCAAAGACCGGCCAACUCGCCAGUGCGUCGGUGCAGCAGAUGACGGCUGAAAUGGAGGCCUUCAAUUUCGUCUGCUAUGGACUUCCCAAUUUAAUGCUUACAUAA